Neopelma chrysocephalum (saffron-crested tyrant-manakin) is the source of this 1679-nucleotide messenger RNA. Its product is annotated as keratin, type II cytoskeletal 59 kDa, component IV-like. The record is from RefSeq and is a predicted model, not a curated record. Gene Ontology annotation, cellular component: keratin filament. Lineage: Eukaryota; Metazoa; Chordata; Aves; Passeriformes; Pipridae. Gene Ontology annotation, molecular function: structural constituent of skin epidermis. Gene Ontology annotation, biological process: intermediate filament organization; keratinization. The transcript is spliced from 4 exons. The annotation marks the transcript as partial.
CUGGAGGAGCUGCACAGCAGCCGGGGCAAGUUCUGUGACGACCUGAGGAACAACCAGAGCGAGAUCGCGGAGCUGAACAGGAUGAUCCAGAAGCUGCAGUGCGAGUCAGACAACGUGAAGAAACAGAUCUCGGCCCUGCAAACAGCCAUCUGCGAUGCGGAGCAGCGCGGCGACUGCGCCCUCAAGGACGCGCGGCAGAAGCUGGUGGACCUGCAGACGGCCCUGCAGCAGGCCAAGGACAAGAUGGCCUGUCUGCUCAGGGACUACCAGGAGCUGCUCAACGUCAAGCUGGCCCUGGACAUCGAGAUCGCCACGUACAGGACGCUGCUGGAGGGAGAGGAGAGCAGGAUAUGCACAGGCAACCCCGUGAGCGUAGCCGUGGUGAGCGGCGGUGGCACGGUCGGGGAGUGCCGCUCGCUGUCGGGACUCGCCGGGAAAUGCUCCGUCAAGGCCGGCGGGGCGGGCGCGGGGCUGGGGCUGGGGCUGGGGCUGGGCCCGUCCUUCGCGGUGGGCACGGCGGGGUUCAGCGCCCGCAGCGUGGACUGCCUGCCCAAGGCGGGCGGCGGCUUCGGGGCCCGCAGCGCCGCGGGCUGCGUGGGCAGGGAGGUGAUGCCCGGCGUGGAGAGCGUCCAGUGCGCGCCCGCCGUGGGCAACCUGGGCAACCUGGGCAACCUGGGCAACCUGGGCGGCGUGGUGUGCGCCGGGGUGGAGCAGUGCGGGCCCGGCGCCGUCCUGCUGCCCGGCGCGGGGGUGUGCGGGGCGGGCAGCAGGUUCGGCACGGCCGUGCGCGUCGUCAGAACGACCCGGUAGAGAGACACCCCCCCUACCACCACCACCCCCGGCGCGUCGCCGUUGGAAAAAGUAACCAGCAUUUCUGCAGGAAAAAAAGAAAAAACAGUGUUCCCCCUCUCCCUGUCCCCCUUUCCCCGACAGCUCCGGGCAUCACGCACCGUGCGCUCUGCGGGGCGCUCUGCCACAAACUCUCUGCAGGACCAAAAACCCGCCCUCCCUCUCGUGUCCUUAGUGCGGGAAAGUCCCCCCCAGACCCCCCUUCCCCCGCGCCCUCAGCCGGGUGAGGUUUUCAUUUCAGAGCCCAUCCCUGUGUCCACGCAUCACCUCGGCUCCCGAGCGGCCCUGCCCUCCCUGACCCCUUCCCAGCGGGGACUUUCUUUCCCCGACGCAGCUCUUGCAAAAGGAUGAGAAAUUUGCUCAUCCCGACUUCAGAGAGAGAAGCCACAGUUUAAUUGUCCGAGACGAAGCUGCAGCUGUAAUUUAACUCCUUUAAUGACAGCAGAAAAGCCAAUUUUUCCUGUUUACCGGAGGGUUGGUAACACUUAUGUAAAUUGGUCCGAGUUGCUACACCGGGUUUGGCGGAGCAGAGUUUAAUUACAGCCCGACGAGCACCUUAUAUUUCUGUAGGUUAAUGCAUGAGUUGUUUUUCCUGUGUGUACCAGACAGAUUUAAAGCUUUUCAUGUGUAAGUGAACAGAGUUGAUUACCCUUCGCUUACUCCAGCCUUUCAGCUGUGCCUUCAAUAAACUACAUGCAUAAUUCAUGCUGGGCUUGAUUUCCCUCCUCGGGAUUACAAAUUUCCUCAGACCCGAGUCUCCAAAGGGGUGGGGUUUGGAGCUUCAAGAAGCGGAGUUUUAAUCAAGUUUUUGUCUGGUCUCCUUCCCGAGG